Molecule: messenger RNA, 1761 nt
Organism: Colletotrichum paranaense
Lineage: Eukaryota; Fungi; Ascomycota; Sordariomycetes; Glomerellales; Glomerellaceae
Exons: 3
Coding region: 1-1761 (586 amino acids)
Biological process (GO): carbohydrate transport; transmembrane transport
Cellular component (GO): membrane
Molecular function (GO): carbohydrate:proton symporter activity
Source: RefSeq, a predicted model, not a curated record
AUGCGCUUCCCAUCGACUCCAACAACCAUUUCAUUGUCGGCAGUUCUUGGACCAAAGACAAGCCAUCACAAGCACCUCACAAAGCCUCGAGAAACCGUCGAAGCCUCACCCAAUCGCUCGGGCCCGCCAACGAGAUAUGCCGCUGACGACUUGUACAACAUGAGUGUCAAGUCCGUGAACGUCGGCCGCUUGAACGCCGUGAACAGCAUAGCAAGUACGAAUAAUUCGGAACCAGAAACCAACCAGCAUGGCCACCUUACUCUGUGGCAGUCAAUCAAGAGGUGGCGUCGCGUCGUUCUCUACUGUAUCGGCAUGACUUCCGCCAUCCUGAUGUACGGCUACGACUAUGUCAUUGUUGGCACAGUUUCAGCAAUGCCCAGCUUUCAGCAUGACUUUGGUCAACAGCUUAAUGGAAAGUGGAUUCUGCCUUCACUCUGGCUCGGUCUCUGGAACUUCGUCAGCCCAGGCUGCUCCAUGAUUGGCUCUUUGAUUGGAGGUGUAUUCCAAGACAGAUAUGGUCGUCGAGCGUCGCUUGCAUUGGGAUCCUUUCUGUCAGCCAUUGGUGUUGCUGUCUGCUUCAUUUCCAACCUCUCUCCUGAUAUCCAUACUCGGCGAAUCAUCUUCCUUGCUGGCAAAGGCUUCCAAGGAGGAGCCAUCGGCAUGGUCAUGACGACUUCCCAGACGUACAUGUCGGAGAUCCUACCGCCUAAUCUCAGAGGACCGCUCCUGGCCUUUUUCCCAAUCUUCACGCUGCUUGGCCAGCUGACUGGUGCCGUAGUCAUCUUUGCGUGCCUCAACCUGGCGAACGGAUACACUAUUUGCUUUGCAUCACAAUGGCCAUUUUCUGCCCUUCCAUUGUUAAUGGCGUUUCUGAUCCCCGAAAGCCCGACGUAUCUCAUUCGGAGGAAUAAGAAUUCCCAGGCUCACAAGGCUCAACUGAAGCUGGAUCCCGCUGGUGCCGACCCUGAGGACACUCUCGACACCAUCCGCCGCAACAUCGAGCAUGAAAGGCGACUGACCAAUGCGACCUAUGUCGACUCAUUCCGCGGUGUCAACCUUAGGCGCACCUUGAUCAUCAUGUUCUCCAACUCAUUGCCAAACAUCUUCGGUCUGACGUUGCUGUCAAAGUCGAGCUACUUUGUGCAAGUCGUUGGCAUGAAAGCCAACCUAAGCGUCAUCGUUCUUAUACUCGGCCUCGUCUGUGGUUUGAUUGCCAACAUCAUGAGCGUAUGGGUUCUCUCGAGGGUAGGACGUAGGCGGCUCAUUCUAAGCACGCUAUCCGUCUUGUCCAUAAUCUGGACCGCCAUGGGAAUUGCCGGCUGCUGGUCGGGUCCAGUGAUACCAUGGUACACAUCCAUGACAUUGAUAGCGGUAGUCAUUGUGGCGGGUCUGGGAGUUUGGCCUGCCUCACACGUUGUCGGUGCCGAAACCUCAGCGCUGCAUUUACGUUCCAAAGCCCAAGCUAUCGGUUGGUUUACUGCGGGAGCAAACAACUCCAUCUUUGGAUUUGUGUUGCCAUACAUCUUCAACCCCGACAAAGGCAACCUUAAAGCCAAGACCGGUUUCGUGUUCGCUGGUCUUUGUGCCCUCGGGCUUGUCAUUGCCUUCUUCCUGGUACCCGAGAUGAAGGGACGAACGCCGGCUGAAAUUGAUCGCAUGUUUGAGUUGAAGCUACCGGCACGACAAUUCCGCCACUGGACCAACUCAGCCUCAGAAGGAGAGAAGAAUGGUUCGGCUAGAGUUGAGAACUCUGCCGCGUAG